GCUUUCAUCACCCAAAUAACUGCCUUCAUAUAUGUUUAUCGUUUAAAUGGUUAAUUAUUGGUGUUUCUUGGCAACAGUUAUGAGCCAGAAACCGGUAAAUACGCGGCUCUGAGUACGAUAAUCUGGCAACGGUGCAGGGAAACAACGUGGUCGCGGCGUAAACAACUCUCGCGCGGUGAUCAGCUGAGAGCCGCCUGCUGCUGUGCUCCCGAUACUGGCCGUAUUGAGUCUGCAAGGAAGGGGUAAAAAAAUACAGAUAUGGGAAAGAAGCAGAAGAAAACACCUAAAAUAACAGGGGAAGGAAAAAAUAAGACUGCCCUUCUUUCUGCACCAGUUGAAGCUUCCCAUGAAUUUGAAGGUCUUGCUGGAUUUGAGGAGCUGUCAACAUGCACAUUAAUAAAAAUGAGCAAGCGUGGAGAAAUCACCAGAGAAAUGUGGCAGGAUGGGAAGAUUGUGAAAAAGAAAAGAAAAAACAAAAAGAAGAAACAGAAUACCAAGAAGAAAAAUAAAGAGGACACGGCUAAACUGGUAGAAAGUAAGCUUAUCAGUGAUGUUUCUGAUGAGGAAUUGGAUGAAGAGUCGAAAACAAAAUCUUCAAACAAAAGAAAGAAGCAACGUAACCCUUCAGACAAAGGGGAUCAGACUGGUAAGAAGGCUCGUUAUGACAGUACCACCUACCACGGGGCUCAGCAUGGCAUGGCUGCUAAGGUAGAUGUGUCUGCCUGGAAGGAGGUGUUUGCCCCGCUGCCAGUGCUUGAAGCUCUGGCUGAUCUUGGAUUCUCUCAGCCAACUGAAAUCCAGAAACUGGUCCUCCCAGCAGCCAUCAAAGAUCGUUUGGAUAUAAUUGGAGCUGCCGAGACUGGAAGUGGAAAAACCCUUGCUUUUGGAAUUCCUAUUAUCCAUGGUAUUUUGACUGAUAAAUCCCAUGAAAUGGAACAUUCACCUGCAGAGGCAGCUGACAGUGGGCUAGAGGAUAGUGAGCAAGAAGCAGAAGAUUGUGAUGCAGACCAAGAGUGCCUAGGAAGUGGUUCAGAUGUCGAGGAAGAUAUCUGUGAUAAUGAUGAUCAAAGCGAAUCAAGUGAUGAUAUUGAUGCAAAUGUCUCAGAUAUAGAAGAUGUAAAUGACAUGAAUGAGGAAAUGGGUUGUGUUAAAGUUAUUGAUAAUGCUGACUUUAGUUUUAUGGAAGAAAACGAUCAGGAAACAACCAAAAAUCCUUCCAAGAAACUCAGAGCACUCAUAGUAACACCAACACGGGAACUGGCAAUUCAGAUAAAAAAUCAUUUGUGCGCUGUUCUGACUCACACUGACAUCACAAUAGCUGUUGUGAUGGGGGGGGUGGCACCACAGAAACAGGAGCGAUUAUUGCGUCAAGGUCCUGACAUUGUGGUUGGCACUCCUGGCCGGCUAUGGGAGCUGAUCCAGCAAGGCAAUGAGCACCUCAGUCAGCUCUACACUCUAAAAUACUUAGCAAUAGAUGAAACGGAUCGCAUGGUUGAACAAGGACACUUUCAAGAGCUGACUCAGCUCUUAGAGUUGAUAAAUAGUAAUGAGAAUGCCAAGCAACAACGCCAGACAUUUGUGUUUUCUGCAACUCUAACUAUGGUCCACUCUGCUCCAAAGAGAAUGCAUAUGAAGAAAAAGGUGGUAAAGAUGACACCAACUGUGAAAAUAAAUCAGCUGACAAAACUCAUCGGUGUUAAAUCACAUCCUAAGAUUGUAGAUGUGACCCGAAAGUUUGGAACAGCACAAAGUUUGACUGAAGCGAGGAUCAACUGUGAUAAGGACGAGAAGGAUCUCUACCUCUACUAUUUUUUAAAGUGCUAUCCAGGUCGCACUUUAGUUUUCUGUAACAGCAUUGAUUGUGUGCGAAGACUCCAGAACCUCUUCACUUUGCUUCAGUGUCAGCCACAGUCUCUUCAUGCCUCACUGCAACAGAAGCAGCGGUUAAAAAGUUUGGAACGUUUUUCAAAUAGUCCUCAAGCACUUCUCCUGGCUACAGAUGUUGCAGCUCGAGGCUUAGAUAUUCCCAACAUACAACACGUUAUUCACUACCAAGUUCCUCGGACAGCUGAGACUUAUGUUCACCGGAGUGGUCGCACAGCUCGUGCCCAGCAAGAAGGAUUGAGUGUUCUUCUGAUUGAGUCAUCAGAAAUAAAGAAGUAUCGUCAACUGUGUGUCACCCUAAACAGGGCCACAGAUCUACCUCCAUUUCCAGUUGACUCAAAUAUCAUGAGUCAGGUGAAGAAACGUCUUGAUCUUGCUCGCACUCUUGAGAUAAUGGAGCACAGGAUACGAAAGACAAAUGCUAACAAUGAAUGGUUCAGAAGAGCUGCAGAAGAAGCUGACAUACUGAUUGAUGAGGACAUCCUUGAUCCAGAUGAAGAAAGAGAGAAAUCCAUGAAGACUGCUCAAGAGAAGCGUGAGCUUAAAAAUAAGCGUAAAAUACUAAUGAAGAUGCUUUCAACCCCAUUCAUGAGCUCUGACUUCUCAGGGAAAUACCCAACCCAAACAGGAUCACUUGUAACAUACAGCAUAGGCAUGAAUUUUGACACAAGUACCAAACAAGAAAAUAAUGACUCCAAUAAUGCAUUGUCUGUGAUGAAAAAAGAAUCUAAAGAUUUUCAAAAGCUUGUGAAGACCAUAAAGAAUAGGAUACCAAAGAAGAAAAUAAACAAGAAAAAAUUUAAAGGUUUUGAAAAGAGGAAAUUGAAACAAAAGAAGAGUCUUGCUAAUGAUACUUAGGAUCAUAUUUAGUAUAAACAACUUUGACUAAAUUUUAAUAUAAUAAUGUUAUUACUUAUAAGUAUAUAAGUAACAAUCAAGUCAUAUAAACAUCAAAUAUUUGAAUUCUUGGAUGAAACAGGUCAGCUUUGUUUCACUAGCCUUGUAUAUAGUCUGUAUUUAACACAUUACCCACACUGGGGUGGAACAACAGACAUUUAUAUCUCAGACAAUCUGCCUGUCAGGUUUUAUUGAUUUUCAGCUUGUUACAGAACACUGCUCAACUGUUGUGUUAGAAAUAAACAAGUACUUAUACAUGCG
This is a messenger RNA of Eriocheir sinensis (Chinese mitten crab), 3042 nucleotides long. RefSeq names its product ATP-dependent RNA helicase DDX24-like. The record is from RefSeq and is a predicted model, not a curated record. NCBI's taxonomy places the organism in Eukaryota, Metazoa, Arthropoda, Malacostraca, Decapoda, Varunidae. Gene Ontology annotation, molecular function: nucleic acid binding; ATP binding; RNA helicase activity. Gene Ontology annotation, cellular component: nucleolus. Bases 259 to 2742 code for a protein of 827 amino acids. The transcript is spliced from 11 exons.